GACACCAGGACCCGACGCUCUCGCGGCCCGGGUCUGUGCGUCUCCCUUCUCCCCGGACGGGGGCGACGACGGACUGGUUGGACCCCUGGACGAUGUCACGUGUUUUGUGGACAGUAUGGGUGUUGGGGGCUGUAACCAAACUCUCCAAGGAAGAGGGCCCUGAUCAGGCUUCUUCUCCAUCCUGUGACCCCAUGGGUGUCUGUGAUGGCCGCUUCAGAUCUUUAAAGUCCAUCCCGUCAGGGCUCACGGCUGCUGUGAGAAGCCUUGACCUCUCCAACAAUGAGAUUACCUACAUCCGCAACAGGGACCUGCAGGGCUGUGUGAACCUCAAGGCUCUGAAGCUGGCGUCUAAUGGAAUUAAUGCCAUAGAGAAAGAUUCUUUUAUUUCCCUGCGGAGUCUCGAACAUUUGGACUUAUCCUAUAAUCUCUUGUCAAACUUAUCAUCCUCCUGGUUCAGGCCCCUUUCUUCCCUAAAGUUCUUAAAUUUACUGGGAAAUCGUUACAAAUCCCUUGGGGAAACACCUCUUUUUUCUCAACUUACAAAUUUGCAAAUUCUGAAAGUAGGGAGUAUUGACAGCUUCACCGAACUUCAGGAAAAGGAUUUUGCUGGGCUCACUUUUCUUGAGGAACUCGAGAUUGAUGCUUCAAAUCUCCAGAGGUAUGAGCCAGAGAGUUUGAAAUCCAUUCAGAACAUCAGCCACCUGGCUCUUCGUAUGAAGCAGCCUGUUUUCUUGCUGGAGAUUUUUGUAGAUCUUUCAAGGUCCUUGAAACAUUUAGAACUGAGAGAUACUCAUUUGAACACUUUCCAUUUUUCGAAAGCAUCCAUCAGGGAAACAAAUACAUUGAUUAAAAAGUGGACGUUUAGAAACGUGAAAGUCACUGAUGGAAGUUUUAGCGAACUUGUGAAACUGCUGAAUUGUGUCUCUGGAGUGUUAGAAGUUGAGUUUGAGGGCUGUACCCUCGAUGGGCUUGGUGAUUUUGAUAUAUCCGAUAUGGACAAAAUUAAAAAUAUAGGUGGGAUAGAGACCUUAAUAGUACGGAGGUUGGCUAUUCAAUAUUUUUACUCAUUUUAUGAUAUGAGUAGUAUCUAUUCACUUACAGCAAACGUGAAAAGGGUCACAGUAGAAAGCAGUAAGGUUUUUCUGGUUCCUUGCCUACUUUCACGACAUUUAAAGUCACUAGAAUAUUUGGAUCUCAGUGACAAUUUAAUGGUUGAGGAAUCCUUGGGAAACUCAGCCUGUGAGCAGGCCUGGCCCCUCCUGCAAACCCUAAUUUUAAGGCAAAAUCGUUUGAAAUCAUUAGAAAAAACCGGAGAAACUUUGCUUACUCUGAAAAACCUGACUAAGCUUGACAUUAGUAAGAAUAAUUAUGUUUCUAUGCCUGAAACUUGUCAGUGGCCAGACAAGUUGAAAUACUUGAACUUAUCCAACACGAGAAUAUACAGUGUCACCCGUUGCAUCCCCUCGAUGCUGGAAAUUUUAGAUAUUAGCAAUAACAACCUCGAUUCCUUUUCCCUGAUUUUGCCACAACUCAAAGAACUUUAUAUUUCCAGAAAUAAGUUGAAGACCCUACCAGAUGCUUCCUUCUUACCCAUGUUACAUGUCUUGAGAAUCAGCAGAAAUACAAUAAGUACUUUCACUAAGGAGCAACUUGAUUCUUUUAGCACAUUGGAGGCUUUGGAAGCUGGCAGUAACAAUUUCCUUUGCUCCUGUGAAUUCUUGUCUUUCACUUGGGAGCAGCAGUCGCUGGCCCGGAUCCUGACCGACUGGCCAGACAACUACCUGUGUGACUCUCCAUUCUCCGUGCGCGGCCAGCGGGUUAAGGACACGCAGCUCCCGGCCUCUGAAUGCCACCAGGUGGCUCUGGUGUCUGCCGUGUGCUCGGUCCUCUUCCUGCUGAUACUGCUCACGGGCGUCCUGUGCCACCACUUCCAUGGGCUGUGGUACCUGAAAAUGAUGUGGGCCUGGCUCCAGGCCAAGAGGAAGCCCAGGAAAGCGCCACCCAGGGACGUGUGCUAUGAUGCCUUCGUGUCCUACAGUGAGCACGAUUCCUACUGGGUGGAGAACAUGAUGGUCCAGGAGCUGGAGCACUUCGACCCUCCCUUCAGGCUGUGCCUUCACAAGCGGGACUUUAUCCCCGGCAAAUGGAUCAUUGACAAUAUCAUUGACUCCAUCGAGAAGAGCCACAAGACCAUCUUUGUGCUCUCAGAGAACUUUGUGAAGAGCGAGUGGUGUAAGUAUGAGCUGGACUUCUCCCACUUUCGACUUUUUGAUGAGAACAACGAUGCCGCCAUUCUGAUUCUUCUGGAGCCCAUUGAGAAGAAGGCCAUCCCCCAGCGUUUCUGUAAGCUGCGGAAGAUAAUGAACACUAAGACCUACUUGGAGUGGCCCACAGAUGAAACCCAGCAGGAAGGGUUUUGGUUAAAUUUGAGAACAGCAAUAAAGUCCUAGAUUCCUUCAUUAAAGGCCGGUCUGGGUCUGCUGGUGGUCUUUGUAUAUCACUAGUGGUAGCUUAUUCUGACACGGUUGUAUGGAAACUGUUUGCAUACUUGCUUAUUAAAACCAGUAAAACUGUUGAUAUUUUGUUUUGUUUUAUAAAAACUACCAGAGUAAAAAUAAAAGGUUCUUGGUUUUUCUUUAUCCUGUGAGAUAAUCAUGAUCUAGUCCAUUACUGACAUCAAGAUUAUCUGUAGCUUAGUUCCUUAGGAAAUAGCACAAACGAACAGAUCUCAUAGGAAUAUGUUGGUCAGUUUUCUGCAGAGACACUCAUUUGUGUCUGCAGAUGGCAUUCUCUGCCCCCUUGGACUGUCUCCUCUGUGUGACUACUCUUGAGAACAACAGGGCAAAAGGUUGGGGAACUCAGCCAAACUUGUCGCUAUUCCUAGAAAAAAAGUGCCUUGAAAAUUUUUCAGGAUGCAGAAUUACCUACAUGGUGAUGUCACGUGACCUGGGUGUGCCUUUCUGGGUGUUGGAUGGGUUUCUUCAGUCACAGUUACUUGAGAGAGACCCUAGAACACCAUAUACAGUAAAUUAUAUCUUUCCAUGGAAAUGGCACUGGUGAAGAAGAGCUGACCCUUGAACAAUGCAGGAGGGGCAGUGAUAUAUCCUUUCCCCACUGUGCACUUGGAAAUCUGUGCACGUGACUUUGACUUCUCAAAACCUUAAUUACUAGUAGUUUAUGGUAGACCAGUAGCCCUGCUGAUAAACAGCCGAUUGACACACAUUUUGUAUGUUAUAUGUAUUAUAUAUGGUAUUCUUACAAAAAAGUCAGCUAGAGAAAAGAAAAUGUUAAGAAAAUCAUUAAUCUGUGCAUAAAUGGACCCACACUGGUCAAACCACUGCUGUUCAAGGGGCAAGUGUAAAUAAAAUACUCUAUUCAGAGGACUUCAAAGGAAGCUCCCAUA
This is a messenger RNA of Neogale vison (American mink), 3403 nucleotides long. RefSeq names its product toll like receptor 2 (gene TLR2). The transcript has 2 exons. Gene Ontology annotation, biological process: toll-like receptor signaling pathway; inflammatory response; immune response. Bases 93 to 2450 code for a protein of 785 amino acids. Gene Ontology annotation, cellular component: membrane. Lineage: Eukaryota; Metazoa; Chordata; Mammalia; Carnivora; Mustelidae. The record is from RefSeq and is a predicted model, not a curated record. Gene Ontology annotation, molecular function: triacyl lipopeptide binding; transmembrane signaling receptor activity; protein binding.